AUGGGGCUGAGACAGAGGAAAGACCUGGUCCUGGGUGUCCUGGAACUGUGCCUCUCACCCCAGCCUGAGCCCGACGGGAUGGAAGAAGAUCAGCCCAUCUACAUAGCAGUGAAGGGAGUGGUGUUUGAUGUCACUUCUGGAAAGGAGUUCUAUGGACGAGGAGCCCCCUACAAUGCCCUGACAGGGAAGGACUCCACCAGAGGGGUGGCCAAGAUGUCCCUGGAUCCUGCUGACCUCACCCAUGACACUACGGGCCUCACGGCCAAGGAGCUGGAAUCCCUGGAUGACGUCUUCACCAAAGUGUACAAAGCCAAGUAUCCCAUUGUCGGCUACACGGCCCGAAGAAUUCUCAACGAGGACGGCAGCCCCAACCUGGACUUCAAGCCUGAAGACCAGCCCCAUUUUGACCUAAAGGACGAGUUCUGAUGUCGCCUCUGCAGGAGCAUGUUCUUAGAGGGUGAGGCAGGGAGACACUCAGGUGCAAAAUCUGCAAAAUUGGCUGCAUGGGCCUCUGGUCCCCGGGUCUGAAUAAAGCAGACAUUUAACCUGGAAUGCUGGAUGCCUUUCAUUGUCCUUGGUCAAGUGUUCUAUCCACCUGAGUAUCCUGCCUGCACACCAGCCAGGAUAGUAAGAAUAGCAGAAGGGGGAAGCCUCCCAUGUGUCAACAUUGGCUGUCUGGGCGGUGGAAUUAUGAGUGACCUUUAUUUCUUCUUUAUAUUUUUCUGUACUUGCCAACUUUUCUACUGUGACCAUGUUUACUUUAGAAUAAACUUCCUGUUUUCA
Messenger RNA from Ceratotherium simum simum (southern white rhinoceros), 783 nucleotides. The record is from RefSeq and is a predicted model, not a curated record. NCBI's taxonomy places the organism in Eukaryota, Metazoa, Chordata, Mammalia, Perissodactyla, Rhinocerotidae.